AUGAACCAAUACCCCAAUAACCCUUGGCCUAAUGACGGCCCGAGCCAGGGAUACUCAUACGCGGAUGAGCGGGAGAAGAAGAAACAGACCCAGGCGCAAUACCGUGACGAAGAGCGACAGCUAAUUCGCAGGCUGCAAGUGUUGACUGGAUCUCCGGACAAACGAGCCACCGUGCUCCAGAAAUCGGCAGACCAGAUGGAGGACUUGGUCUGCAAGGUCAAACAGCUCACGCAGGAGAACCAGGUGCUCAAGGCCCAGCUAGAGCGAUUGAGUGCCGAGCACCAGCAGUUGCAGAUAAUGGUGCAGCAGCAGCAGCCACAGGCGCAGCACGGCGGAUGGGACCAGACCUACCAUCGCCACUAG
This is a messenger RNA of Coniophora puteana RWD-64-598 SS2, 363 nucleotides long. RefSeq lists its product as uncharacterized. The coding region runs from base 1 to 363 and encodes 120 amino acids. The transcript is spliced from 2 exons. The record is from RefSeq and is a predicted model, not a curated record. NCBI's taxonomy places the organism in Eukaryota, Fungi, Basidiomycota, Agaricomycetes, Boletales, Coniophoraceae.